AUGAGUUAUUACUUUGUACAUUCGUUCUCAGGACGCUACCCUAAUGCCCCAGACUAUCAGCUGUUAAAUUAUGGGGCCGGCAGAUCCAUGGAUGGAUCCUAUAGAGAUCCAGGCAACAUGCACGCCGGCUCUUACGGGGGAUACAAAUACAAUGGAAUGGAUCUGAGCAUCAGCGGAUCAGCCACCACCUCCUCCUCCUCCAGCCAAUUUGGAGCGGUUGGGGAGAGCUCUCGCAUCUUUUCUGCCCAGGCAGCUCUCGAAAGCAGGUUAAGAGAGGCGUUCAGCUGCUCCUUGUCCUGUCCCAAAUCCCUCCCUUGCACAAGCAGCACCAGUAGUGGCGGCGUCAAUGAAAGCCGGGUCCUCCCACGCCAACCAGUAGCUUCUGUCGGCGCAGUUAGCGUCACCACAUUUGCCGAAAUAGACAAAACCAGCAUGUCCUCGCGAACCGAAGAGAGCGGUUCUCAAGCCAACAACGGCGCCAGAGUUCAGACGGAGCCAAACGCCACCUCCACGCCGGCCGCAUAA
Molecule: messenger RNA, 525 nt
Organism: Thamnophis elegans (Western terrestrial garter snake)
Lineage: Eukaryota; Metazoa; Chordata; Lepidosauria; Squamata; Natricidae
Product: homeobox protein Hox-B5-like
Exons: 1
Coding region: 1-525 (174 amino acids)
Source: RefSeq, a predicted model, not a curated record